CUCGUAGGCACGUUCCUCGUCGGCAUCGGCGACUCGACGCGCCGCGAGCAUCUGGAGGUGGGCGAUGUGGCGCUCGCGGCGUGUGCAGGCGAGUGGACCGCGUUCUACCCGGACGUGCCGCACUGUGUCACGACCAUCGCCCGCGGGCACCGCGCCGUGCUUGCCUUCAAAGUCUACCGCUCCGACGACGCGGACGCCAGCGCGGAGGUGCCGGGCGAUCCGGAGAUUGCGCGUCGGGUGCAGGGCAUCCUCGACAAGAUCCCGAGCCCAUUCGGCCUCCUGCUCCCGCAUAAGUACUGCAUGGGCACGGAGCGGCUGAGCGGGUUCGAUGCGCUCCUCUACACGUGUCUCCAGAAGCGCGCCGACGCCCGCGUCGACCUGCUCCCGAUCGUGAUAAAA
Heterobasidion irregulare TC 32-1 is the source of this 399-nucleotide messenger RNA. RefSeq lists its product as uncharacterized. The annotation marks the transcript as partial. The record is from RefSeq and is a predicted model, not a curated record. Lineage: Eukaryota; Fungi; Basidiomycota; Agaricomycetes; Russulales; Bondarzewiaceae. The transcript has a single exon.